This is a messenger RNA of Thrips palmi, 7797 nucleotides long. RefSeq names its product plexin-A4 (gene PlexA). Gene Ontology annotation, biological process: regulation of cell shape; regulation of cell migration; semaphorin-plexin signaling pathway involved in axon guidance. Lineage: Eukaryota; Metazoa; Arthropoda; Insecta; Thysanoptera; Thripidae. The record is from RefSeq and is a predicted model, not a curated record. Gene Ontology annotation, cellular component: semaphorin receptor complex. Bases 23 to 5788 code for a protein of 1921 amino acids. The transcript has 19 exons. Gene Ontology annotation, molecular function: protein binding; semaphorin receptor activity.
CAGCGCUAUGACGUGAGCGACGAUGGCGGCGAUGGCGGUGCUGGUGGCGCUGUGCGCGCUGCUGCUGCUGCACCCCACCCUCGCCGACGACAUCCUGGUCAAGACGUUCUCGGACCAGGGGACGGAGCGCUUCAACCACCUGGUGGUGGACAAGAACACGGGCCGGGUCUUCAUCGGCGCGGUCAACAAGCUGUACCAGCUGUCGCCGGACCUGGACCUGGUGAUCGCGGAGACGACGGGGCCGAAGGAUGACCACCCGGACUGCUCCGUGCUGCUGGACUGCCCGGCGACGAUCGUGGUCAAGGCAACGGACAACGUGAACAAGGCCCUGGUGAUCGACUACACGACAACGAGGCUCAUCUCGUGCGGCUCGGUGUACCAGGGCAUCUGCCACGUCCGCAACCUCCACAACAUCUCGGACGUGUCGCAGGUGGUGAAGGAGGCCGUGGUGGCCAACAACGCCACGGCCUCCACGGUGGCCUUCAUCGCCCCGGGCCCGCCCAACCCGCCCGUGUCGCAGGUCAUGUACGUGGGCGUGACGUUCACGGGCAACUCGCCGUACCGCUCCGAGCUGCCCGCCGUGAGCUCGCGGUCGCUGGACUCGGGGAACAUGUUCGCCAUCGCGGAGACGGCCGUGACCACCGGCACGCGCCAGUUCCUCAACUCGCUGGCCAGGGAGCGCUACCCGAUCCACUACGUGUACGGCUUCGCCAGCGAGGGCUUCUCGUACUUCAUGACGGUGCAGAUGAAGACCACCUCCACGUCGCCCUUCAUCUCCAAGCUGGUGCGCGUGUGCCACGACGACGAGAACUACUACUCGUACACGGAGAUCCCCAUCGAGUGCGAGCAGUCGGCCGGCGGCGGCGCGCCCUCGCGCAAGUACAACCUGGUGCAGGCGGCGUACGUCGGCAAGCCCGGCAGCGACCUUGCCUCGGACCUCGGCAUCACCGCGCAGGACGACGUGCUCUUCGCCGUGUUCUCCGAGAGCGACAACAGCGAGGGCGACGUGUCCAUCAAGCCCUCGGCGCGCUCGGCGCUCUGCGUGUACUCCCUCAAGUCCAUCCGCCGCAAGUUCAUGCAGAACAUCAAGAGCUGCUUCUCGGGCAACGGCAGUCGCGGACUCGACUUCAUCUCGCCCAGCCACCCCUGCGUGCUCACGAAACUGCAAACGAUCGGCGAGGACUUCUGCGGUCUGGACGUGAACACGCCGCUGGGCGGGGAGUUCCCCGUCAACGCGCAGCCCGUCCUCACCUUCGGCACGCACCUCACCGCCGUGUCCGCCACCUCCACCGGGGACUACACCGUCGUCUUCCUGGGCACCGCCACCGGCCGCCUCAAAAAGGUGGUGGUGGAGACGUCCUCGUCGGCGCAGGAGUACGGCGACACCGCCGUGGACUCGGGGUCGCCGGUCAACGCGGACCUGCACUUCGACCCCAAGUUCAUGCACCUCUACGUGAUGACGGAGCGCAAGGUGUCCAAGGUGAAGGUGCAGGACUGCGGGCAGUACAAGACGUGCGGCGACUGCCUCGGGGCCAGGGACCCGUACUGCGGCUGGUGCUCGCUGGAGAACAAGUGCUCGCUGCGCGCCGACUGCCAGGACGCGGCGCAGGACCCGCUGUACUGGAUCUCCUACAAGAGCGGCCGGUGCACCUCCAUCACCAGCGUCACGCCCAACCAGCUGCAGCGCACCACUGCCAGGACGCUGGAGCUCGCCAUCGACCACCUGCCCACGCUGCCGGGUCAGUUCCUGUGCGCCUUCACGGCGCUGGACAAGACCCUCAUCAGCAACGCCACCAGGAAGUCGCCGGGCAUCAACUGCACCACGCCGCGCACCGACCUCCUGCCGUCCAUCCCGCCGGGCCAGCACCACUUCACUGCCAAGCUGUCCGUGCGCAUGACCUCGGGGCCCGACUUCGUCGCCACCAACUUCACCUUCUUCGACUGCAACACGUACAUCUCGUGCACGCAGUGCGUGUCCUCCUCCUUCCCCUGCGACUGGUGCGUGGACGGCCACAGGUGCACCCACGACACUGCCGAGAACUGCCGCAACGACAUCCUGGUCACUGGAGUCAGCCGGAUUGGACCUAGCUACCGCAGUGGCCCUGCCUUCUGCCCCACCCUCAACGCAACCGCUGGGGGCUCCACUGAAAUCCUCGUUCCGUCUGGAAUCAAGAAGAGCAUCAAAGUCAAAGUUCACAUCAUCGGACAGUUUAUCGUUCAGACUCGCUUUGUGUGUCAGUUCAACAUUGAAGGACGAGUGACCAGUGUCAAUGCCCAGUUGCUGGCAGACACCAUCUACUGUGAUCAUAUGGAAUUCUCAUACACGUCUCGUGCCCCCAAUAUAACUGCUACAUUUGCUGUUAUCUGGGGAGGGUCAAAGCCUCUGGACAACCCAGACAAUAUUCAUGUUGUGAUCUACCGAUGCAGGGACAUGGCAGACAAUUGUGGAAUGUGUCAUGCCCUCCAUGAGAAGUAUGGCUGCGGCUGGUGCCAGAGUUUGGACCGGUGUGAAGUCAAGGAGCAGUGUGACCCCGGAACGAAUGGGCCUCGCCCCUGGCUGGACAGCAACCAAACCUGCCCUCAAGUCGAGAUCAAAGAAUUCUUCCCGAUGCUUGGGCCUUGGGAAGGAGGCACGAACAUUACCAUUCGAGGCGUUAACUUGGGCAAGAGCUAUGACGACAUUUACGGAACUAUUAAUGUGGCAGGUUUGCAGUGUCAGCCUUACCAGCAACUCUACAUCAAAACUCAGCAGAUUGUCUGCAAGGUUGAUGGACCUGGUUCCAACGAACCCAGAGAAGGGCCUGUCAUUGUGCGAGUGCAAGGUUUCAGAGGGGAGUCGAAACAUCAAUUUGCAUUUGUUGACCCUGCCAUUGAAGGAAUCUCGCCCAAGUUUGGUCCCAGGUCUGGAGGCACCACACUGAGAAUCAUGGGCAAAUUCAUGAAUGCAGGCAGUCUGAUUGAAGCCUUCAUUGACGAUUUGCCAUGCAGAAUUAUUAAGACUGAUCCAGAAGAGGCUCGAUGCAUUACAAGUGCUUCUGAAAGACAACGCAAUGGGCGACUGAAAAUGCAGUUUGACAAUGGAAAGCGAUACUUUGACAAAGAGCAGUUUGAGUAUGUAGAAGACCCUACAAUUGAAUCAGCUGAAUCUGGCGUGGCUGGGCAGUUGAAACUUCCUAAAGGCAUUCCUGCUGGUGGCAUUAAAAUAUCAGUCUCAGGAAAGAACUUGGCAUACAUAGAGAACCCUCAAAUUUAUGCAUAUUAUGAUGAUAAAAUGUUCAUUGGGCAAUGCUCUGUUCUUUCUAACUCAAACAUGGCAUGUGACUCUCCCACCAUUAUUCUACGAGAAGGAGUUGUCAUUGAUGCUGAGUACCCUCAACGGCUUGAAUUUGGUUUCAAGAUGGAUGAUGUAGCUGGUGUGAGGAAUUUGACUCGUUACAACUUCUCGCACUUCCACUUGUAUCCCAACCCAAUCUAUGAAAAGUUUGAGGAGGAUCCAAAGUAUUACAAAAGUGAUUAUUUGACCAUCAAUGGACAGCACUUGGAUCGUGCUUGUCAAGAAACAGAUGUUGUUGUCAAGAUUGGUAACGAGUCUUGCAAUGUCACAUCUUUGUCAAGGCAACAGUUAACGUGCCGUCCACCCAUGGUCCAGCCACUACCAGUUGAUGAACAUGGCCAUCCCACACAGAGUGCCUACCCUGAAGUUGUUGUCAUUGUUGGUGGAAGACUUCGGUACAACAUCGGAAAGCUCAGCUACUCUCCUAGUGGACUCAAUGGGCCUCCUACCAAGACCGCUAUUAUCAUCAUCUCUGUUGUCAGUGUUUUGUUGAUCGUUCUCUUCUUCUUCUUUGUUGUGGCCUACAAGAGGAAGUCAAGUGAAUCCAACCGUGUACUCAAGAACAUGCAGGAACAAAUGGAUAUCCUAGAGCUGCGUGUUGCUGCAGAAUGUAAAGAAGCGUUUGCGGAGCUUCAAACUGAAAUGACUGACCUUACCGGUGACCUUACACUAGGUGGUAUUCCAUUCUUGGAUUACCGAACCUAUGCCAUGAAAAUUCUGUUCCCCAAUAUGGACGACCAUGCUGUACUUCAAUGGGAGCGACCAGAAUUGCACAGGAAGGAAAAGGGUCUACGUUUGUUUGGACAGCUCAUCAUGAACAAGACAUUCCUUCUGCUGUUCAUCCGAACGCUUGAGAGCAACAGAUACUUCUCAAUGAGAGACAGAGUAAACGUUGCAUCACUGAUAAUGGUAACUCUGCAGAGCAAGAUGGAGUAUUGCACAGACAUUCUGAAGACUCUCCUUGCGGAACUCAUUGAAAAAUGUAUGGAAGGAAAGAGCCACCCUAAACUUCUUCUCCGUCGAACUGAGAGUGUCGCUGAGAAAAUGCUGUCAGCUUGGUUCACAUUCUUGCUUUACAAGUUCCUCCGUGAGUGUGCAGGAGAGCCUCUUUACAUGCUGUUCCGUGCAGUCAAGUACCAGGUGGAUAAGGGUCCAGUUGACGCUGUCUCCUCUGAAGCUCGUUAUUCAUUGAGUGAAGAAAAAUUGAUUCGUCAGUCAAUUGAUUUCAGAGUCAUUACGGUGUAUGUAUCAAUUUCUCAGCAGGCUGUCUUUGUCACUGGGCUAGAUCCAAACACCGAAAACGUAAUAGUGAAGGUUUUGGAUUGUGACACCAUUUCCCAAGUGAAGGACAAAGCUUUAGACACAAUUUACCGAGCCAUACCAUAUUCUCAACGGCCGAGACGUGAGGACCUUGACUUGGAAUGGAGGACAGGAACUUCUGGACGACUUAUCCUUUAUGAUGAGGAUGCAACUACCAGACAGGAGGGAGAGUGGAAGAAGAGGAAUACCCUGAAUCACUAUAGAGUGCCUGAUGGUGCUCAUUUAAGUCUAGUCUCAAAACAAUCAUCCAUCUAUAAUUUGUCUAUUCUAUCAGAGAAGCCAGAUAAGUCUCACAAGUAUGAGACUUUGAAUCUCUCUAAAUUUAGUUCUCAAAGUCCACCUCUUAGUCGUGCGACUUCACCAUUAAAUAAUGACCACGACAGUGGCCUUAAGACAUGGCAUUUAGUCAAGCAUCAUGACACUGAUGCUCAGAAAGAAGGAGAGAGAGGAAACAAGAUGGUGUCAGAAAUUUAUCUUACCAGAUUAUUGGCAACCAAAGGCACCCUUCAAAAGUUUGUGGAUGACUUGUUCGAGACAAUAUUUAGUACCGCCCACCGAGGAUCUGCUCUCCCUCUGGCAAUCAAAUACAUGUUUGAUUUCUUAGAUGACCAAGCCCUACAGCAUGGAAUCUCAGACCCAGAGGUUGUUCACACAUGGAAGAGCAAUAGCUUACCACUCCGGUUUUGGGUGAAUCUAAUUAAGAAUCCUAACUUUGUGUUUGAUAUUUACAAGUCAAACAUUGUGGAUUCAUGUCUAUCAGUUGUCGCUCAGACAUUCAUGGACUCGUGUUCCACUUCAGAUCACAGGCUUGGCAAGGACUCUCCUAGUUCCAAGCUGUUGUAUGCUAAGGACAUUCCUAUCUACAAGGAGUGGGUCGAAAGGUAUUAUGGUGACAUUAAAAUGAUGCCAGCAAUAUCUGACCAGGACAUGAACGCCAUGCUUGCAGAAGAGUCAAGGAUACACACUCAAGAAUUUAACACGAAUUGUGCUCUACAUGAGCUGUACACCUAUGCCAUAAAAUAUAAUGAACAACUCACUGUAACACUGGAAGAGGACGAGUUCUCCCAGAAGCAGAGAUUGGCCUACAAAUUUGAGCAAGUGCACAACAUCAUGGCAGCGGAGUCGAACCCCUGAUGGCGACCUAGCCCCGGGCUGGGGCCGCAGUCUAACACCGCCACGCUGGAACUGCGCUGCUAAGCCUGGGGCGCGAAGCGUCCUCCCCCCUGCAUCUGAGCAUCGACUGUGUCAUUGAAACCAGUGUUAAUCUCAGUGCGUGUCCCCACACCUCUCUGGAGCGGUGGGUGUUUACAGUAUGCUGUUCCACUAUCAAACUGAAAUUCUCAGCAACAGCUUUAAAGUACAAACAUAUUGAUGAAUAGAUGUGGACAGUGUGCUUUCUAUUGUCGUCCAAAUACAUUGACGUGGCAAUGUAUAUUUUGCUCAAUCGUUGUUAAAGUUGCAAUCAGGACACUUUCCAGGAGUGCCUGGACGUGCGUGUGAUGACGUGUGCAGAGCAACAGACAUGGAUGCGAUGCGUUGAGGCGAACUUGCCAUAAUUGUGUUGUGUGAUUCAUCCCAGUAUCACAAACUGUGUAGGAUUGACUCUCUCUAUCAGCUUGAUCUUUUAAUGCAAUAUAUGCGGAACAUUAUCAUUUUUUACUGUCUCUCACUACUUCCCUUUCUAAAUUAAAUGUUAAUGUCUUCCAAGCCUUGCAUCCUUCCUCUUUCCAUUCAUUCAUUCCAUUAAUGAAUAUGUGUGUGUAGCUAGCAAUAAAACUAAGCUGCCGUAAUCAAAAUGAAGAUUUGACUGAAGUAUGCAAUGUGCAUGAACAAACUUGUCUCUCAAUUCUUGGUUGUGUUUCUUUAUCCUUAGGGGUGUGCAAGCUUUUGUGUGUUACACUUAUUAAUUUCACUUAUCGGCUAGAUAUUAUGUUUGACUGUGUAGUCUGCCAUAAGUUUUUAAAUUCAUAACUCAUUGGAUAGUAAAUGUGACAGAACUCUGAUGAGAAAGCUUUGAUAACAAUUUUUCAUCAGCGUUUUGUAGAAGUAGUCGUUGCUCAAGUCAAAUGUAAGACGCUAUGACUGGUGCCCUUUGCUUGUUUUUUUUUUUACCUCUGUUGUUUAUCUAUAUUAAUUUACUACUCAAGUAUUAUGAUCUGGUGUAUGCCAUCCAAAUGCAUUUUACACUCAUUGCAAUUUCAACAUUCCAGUGUAAUUCUGAGUGUGUGUGUUCAUAUGUAUGCAAGAAUGUUACGCUUAUUGGGAGACAUUUUUUAUAUACCUUAGUCAAUACAAGUAUUUCUCAUUCAAUCUGCCAGAUAAAAUACUUUGUGAAAAUGUAGAUAUGUGUGUAGUAAAUGUUAUGUAAUAUCAGGCCAAAGGGCAUUAGUCAUAAGGAUCUUUGUGAUUGUCUCAUUAAGCAGAAAAUGCUCUACAAAAAUUAAUACUAUCUGUUAAUACUCAAGCUACGCAUCUGUGUGUCUUUGGCAAAUGAUGUCAAGUUUUGCACACCCUUUCCUUCUCCUGUAUUAAGUGUUGACCAAUAAGGCCACUGUGUGUAUUUGUGUAAUUGAUAUGUCCCCCGUCCCUGUGUAGUAGCGCCCAGCUGUAGCUGCGGAAUCAAUGUUUUAAUGUUCCAAAGGUGUGGAGCAAAGGGAUAUAUGCAUAUCCUGUGUCUCUGUAACCUUUUGUAUCUACCAAAGUUAUCAAUAUGUAUCCUCAAUUUUAUGCUUUUUAAAACUUUCAUUUUGAGAUUAAGCCAUACCUGGCCCAUAUAAAAUACUCCAAUAAUUUUUAUUUCCUGUGGAACACAACCGAUAUGCUGAUUGUAUCAUUAAGACUGGAUAUUUUUAGUUAUUUCAAAUUUUAAUGAAAUGUGAUUAACAUGAUGUGUGACAAAUUGUCAAGGGAGGUCACGUCAUUCAACAAUCCUAUUGAAAAUACAGCUAUAUAAUGUAUUACUUCUGUAAAUAUAUUUUGUUUUUAACUUUAGUUGUUAAAUGUCGUGGAUCUAUUGUAUGAGCUUUUAUUACCUGUUUGAAUGAGUGGAUCUCCCAAAUCAUCACAUGAACAUUGUUUUAUCCUGUCAGUGUUUGAGUAUGCUCAGUGUUUUGUCACUAUAAAGGAAAGCAAUUUUUCAUGUA